Molecule: messenger RNA, 2978 nt
Organism: Tupaia belangeri chinensis (Chinese tree shrew)
Lineage: Eukaryota; Metazoa; Chordata; Mammalia; Scandentia; Tupaiidae
Gene: RAD23B
Product: RAD23 nucleotide excision repair protein B
Biological process (GO): proteasome-mediated ubiquitin-dependent protein catabolic process; nucleotide-excision repair
Cellular component (GO): cytosol; nucleoplasm
Molecular function (GO): ubiquitin binding; polyubiquitin modification-dependent protein binding; damaged DNA binding
Source: RefSeq, a predicted model, not a curated record
AUGGCAAGUGAAGAAAUUAAUGAAGACUAUCCAGUAGAAGUUCAUGAGUAUUUAUCAACAUUUGAGAAUUCCAUUGGUGCUGUGGAUGAGAUGCUGAAGGCCAUGAUGUCUGUUUCUAGAAACAAGUUGUUGCAGAAGUUGGACCCACUUGAUGGAAAUAAAAUUGAGUGGCUGGUGUUUCCGUUGGUCCCAGUAUGUGAAAUUGUGUAUGUUAAUGUGAAAGCCCUGAAAGAGAAGAUUGAAUCUGAAAAAGGGAAAGAUGCCUUUCCAGUAGCAGGUCAAAAACUAAUUUAUGCAGGAAAAAUCCUCAAUGAUGAUACUGCUCUCAAAGAAUAUAAAAUUGAUGAGAAAAACUUUGUGGUGGUUAUGGUGACAAAACCCAAAGCAGUGACAACACCAGCACCCACUACAACUCAGCAAUCAAAUCCUGCCACCACUACCACAGUUACUUCCUCCACAGCACCAGCUGUGGCUCAAGCCCCAGCCCCGACUCCUGCUUUGGCUCCUGCUUCCACACCUGCAUCUAUCACUCCAGUGUCAACAACAGUAUCUUCUGAGCCUGCACCUGCUAGUGCAACUAAACAAGAGAAACCUGCAGAAAAGCCAGCAGAUACACCAGUGGCUACAAGUCCAACAUCAACUGACAGUACAUCAGGAGAUUCUUCUCGGUCAAACCUUUUUGAAGAUGCAACAAGUGCACUUGUGACAGGUCAGUCUUACGAGAACAUGGUAACUGAGAUCAUGUCCAUGGGCUAUGAACGAGAACAAGUCAUCGCAGCCCUGAGAGCCAGUUUCAACAACCCUGACAGAGCAGUGGAGUAUCUUUUAAUGGGAAUUCCUGGAGAUAGAGAAAGUCAAGCUGUGGUAGAUCCCCCUCAAGCAGCGAGCACUGGAGCGCCGCAAUCUUCAGCAGUGGCUGCCACAACAGCAACGACUACCACAACGAGUUCAGGAGGACACCCCCUUGAAUUUUUACGAAAUCAGCCUCAGUUUCAGCAGAUGCGACAAAUUAUUCAACAAAAUCCUUCCCUGCUUCCAGCAUUGUUACAACAGAUAGGCCGAGAGAAUCCUCAGUUAUUACAGCAAAUCAGCCAACACCAGGAGCAUUUUAUUCAGAUGUUAAACGAACCAGUUCAAGAAGCUGGGGGUCAAGGAGGAGGAGGUGGCAGUGGCAGUGGAGGAAUUGCAGAAGCUGGAAGUGGUCACAUGAAUUACAUUCAAGUAACACCUCAGGAAAAAGAAGCUAUAGAAAGGUUAAAGGCAUUAGGAUUCCCUGAAGGACUUGUGAUACAAGCAUAUUUUGCUUGUGAGAAGAAUGAGAAUUUGGCUGCCAAUUUUCUUCUACAGCAGAACUUUGAUGAAGAUUGAAAGGGACUUUUUUUGUAUCUCACACUUCACACCAGUGCAUUACACUAACUUUGUUCACUGGAUUGUCUGGGAUGACUUGGGCUCAUAUCCACAAUACUUGGUAUAAGGUAGUAGAUUGUUGGGGGGGAGGGGGGCUAGGAUAUAGGGCAGGGAUAAAUACAGUGCAUGUCUGCUUCAAGUAGCAGAUGCCGCAGAUCCACACAGUGUAAAAUACUAUACAACCAAAAAUCAGCUUUUGCAGAUCUUUAUUUCUUCUGUAAAACAGUAGGUAACUUUUCUUAGGUUUCACUCUUCUUAGUGUACUAGAUCCAGAAAUUUAGUGUAAUGCCCUGCUUUAUAUUUCUUUGACUUAACAUUGGUUUCAGAAAAAAAACAACAAAAAAAAAAUCUUUGCUACCUAGAAUUUAAAGUCUCUGUUUCAUGGCAACACUGGAUAAUGGCUUUGUGAAAUUGAGAAUAGUUUUGGAGCAACUGUAAAAAGAAAUGCCAAAUUAUUGAUGGUUAUUGCUGCCUCACAGAAGUAUGAAAUUAAUGUGUAAGAAAGCCCAUUCUUUCAUGUUAAAUACUUGGGGUAGGGGAGGGGAGAAAGGGAACUUUUUCUUAAAAAUGAAAAUAAUUUCUGCUCUUUUAAAAUUUCUUGAUCAUUGAAUGUGAGACCCUUCUAACAUGAUUUGAGAAGCUGUACAAGUACAGGCAGAGUUAUUUUCCUGUUUACAUUUUUUUGUUUUGGGGAAAAUUGGUAGGUGUCUAAUUACUGUUUACUUCAUUGUUAUAUUGCAGUAAAAGUUUUAAAAACAACCAUUGCAUGUUUGCUUUUGAUGUAUCCCUUUGUGAAAUUAGCACUUUGGGGGCCAAUGGAGAAAUGCAGCCUUCCCUCUCCCUCUCCUCCCCUUUCCUAAGCAGAAGUGUGUUUUCAGCAAGUCAUGAGUCAAACUGCUGCCUUUUAAAAAAACCUAAGAUGCUGAUGCAGUUAAAAAAUAAUGCAGAUGUUUUGAAACUGGGUUUCUGAUAUUUGUAAAUGUUUUUCUUUAUUAGAUAAGAAUGUAUUACCAUUAAAGUCAUUGGUACUAAUGCUUCAAAAGAGAAAGUAGAACUAUAAUCCAGUAUCUUUUAUUACAUUGGAAAGACUGGCGAAAUCUUUUGGAGGGGUUGGGAGAUACGGCUGGAAAAGUACUUUGGGAAAUAUGCAGUCAAGAUAUGGCAUAUUAAAAGAAAAAUCUUAAUUAGCAGUGUUGGCUUUUAUUUAGCUUCUUUUUGCAUUUCAUUUUUUUUUUAAUUUCCUUCAUUGGCAUUGUUACUUCAUCAUAUAAAGAGGGGCAGAUGUCUGCUUGUUCAGUUUUUCAAAUCUGUUUUCUUGAAUAUAAACGAGACUAAAAUAAUAUUUUUUUAACCAUCCAAUACAAGUAAGAAGAUGGAUUUGCACAGGUUUCUCCCUGCAUAAUCUCUUACAAUAUCCUCAGCACAGUUUGGUGAUGACUUUUAAGCUUUUACGUCAUGCACUCGUAGCCUAUCUCUUAUGAAAAUAAAUGAAACCAUGAUUUUCCAUCUCAAUGUUAUCAUGUUUAAUUUUCAUGUGUUUAUUCCAUAAACGUGACGAGCCUUUUGAACUC